This is a messenger RNA of Marchantia polymorpha subsp. ruderalis, 2738 nucleotides long. The record is from the annotation of a GenBank genome assembly. NCBI's taxonomy places the organism in Eukaryota, Viridiplantae, Streptophyta, Marchantiopsida, Marchantiales, Marchantiaceae.
UCGGUCUUCAUACAGAACGAAGGCUUGGAUUGGACCCUCACUCAAAUCUAGGACUGGUGAAGGAUACCGACCCUUCACCAGUGCAGAGUGGCACAGAAGUCAACUGUGCACUUGGCCAAAGUUCAUCGUCCAGCGCCGAGCUCUUGCCUAGCUAACACUUCAGAAGUUUUGGUACGUCAGUACAAGCAUGAGGUUGGUUGUGAGGGCUAGCCACCUACAGGGUGCCUAAGCUCGAAUAGCGCAACUGAGUGCAGUGUGAAGUCCAUAGCCUUUGCCAAUGCUAAUGGUUCGUUUGACUGUCUCUCUGAAGCUGCGAUCUUCACAUGCACUAUACAGGACGGUACAGUACAUGAAGAUUUCAGCGCUAUGCCAACACAUGGCGCAGUGAACGCUGAGGCCGCCUGUUCAUCCAUGACCGAGCGGCCAACAGCCUUCGUUUCUCGUCUCUUCAGUUCGAUCGCUCUUCGGGUGCUUCGGGUACAAUGGCUUAGAAGGCGGCAAUUGCAACAGCUCUAUUGACGAUAAUGCUGCGCCUUGGAAUUGGUGCGUAAACUGUUGAGCACGAAGCAUGCGAUGCCAUCGUAAUAUCGCAAGUCUCAUGGUGAAAAGCUGUGUUGACAAUCGGAGGUGAACUUUUCCAAGGCCUUCUCACGGCUUCUCAUUGAGCUAAGCUUCGAUAAGACUCAGUAUCUUCACGAGCUUGGGAUUUCGCUGCUUGAUUAGCUAAUUCAUCCGUCAUUACUCGUCAAGAUUGACGAGUAACCAAAGGAUCAGAAAAUUCCGGAAGACGAGUACUAUUGCCAGUGGAUGCCACAAGAGAUGCAACGACGUUUUCUCUGAAGACCGACCAUGAGCAGGGUUUGCUCAGCUGUAUUGCAAUACAGGCUUUUAGCUCCAUAACUCGUGCGCGCUCACGCGAAUGUUCCUCCUAAAAAUAAGCUACGAUUCCAAUGUCAGCUCAAGGCGUCCGCUUCUGGGUUUACAACUGGCGGUUCAGAUUUGUCGAAGCCCAGAACCACGAGUCGUUCCGUGGGAGUGUUUCAGUUGAAUUGAAUGAAGGAUGUCAUGUGAGCACCAUAUCAAUGAACCUACACUGAAGUACGCGCUUGUGCCGCAGUACAAGAAAGGCCACACAAAAUUUAGACCGGUGAGUGCAAUGUCAUGAAAAUGAUUAGAGGACGGAGAUUUCGUUAUUGUUCGGCGCGCGUGAGAUUCGUCGGAUCUCGGUCCUCUCGAUGCGAGCUAUGAGCUCGAGCACGGUCUGGAGUAAGCAAGGGUCCGUCGUUCAAGUAUUGACGGGGAGAGAAGCUCUCAAAUGAGGCAUGACCGUCGCAUCUUGCUCGACAUCAUCUGCUCUCCGGUUUUAGCACCUGGAUCGCAACCAGCGCGGAGUACAGGAGUGCAGGUGUGGCGGUCGACUCACUCACGUGCUAAGUAGGUCCAGAUCUGGUCGAUCGACUGGUCCACGCGGUGCAUGUAUGGUCGAGCGGUUGGUGCGAGGUGUUACCGUGUAAGGAGAUUUGGCAACAAGCUCAGAUGCUGAACUCAGGCUCAGGGACCGGGAGGGUGCAUCCAUGGCAUGGCAUGGGCAGUGAGGGCAAUGCUGUGCGAUCCCAUACAAAGGAAAGGAGUUGGAUACUCUAAUGUCAUGAAUAUUCACACGCCAUGACUGGUUGUCAGCGAUGGCAUGGAAAGUGGGCGAGUGCGGGGAGCGUCAUGAUCAAACGAUGGCCUCAACACAGAUCUCGCCACGUGAGAUUAGUUGGAUAGCCCGGGAGGUGAACUAUACAAAUAUCUAUCUACAUCCGGCCCCGAUAAUACUGGGAGUGCUUUUGGAGGCCUUUUGAGAACUGAGUUUCAGCUCGUCCGUGAGAUCCCCGGAAAGUAUCUGAGGCCGCGUGAUCGAUCGGGCCAAAGAUAUUAUCAACCAUCGGGCGCAGAUCAAAAUCCCGCAGCCUAUAGGUAGAGAUUCGGAGCUGUUUUGCAAGAGAAGUAUAGCACACCCCAGCCCCGGCCCCGUUCCAGCCAGCGUGCCGGCCAGCUUUAACCUGGGCACGCAGCACCUCGAAUCCGGGAGAUUUAUCCUCUCCACUUCGUUGACAUGACAAGUUAAGUUAAGAUCAGUGGGUUCUGAAUCCGCUGCCGCUGCCGCUGCUGCGGUCGACUUUCAGAUGGUUAUCCCCCAUGUUUUGCGUUUUUUGUGUAGCUGGGCGAGUCAAAGAAAUUCUUGCCAUUGUUUUAUAUUUUCAACCUGUUCUCUGUAUCUUGGCUUUUUGACAUUCCCAAGGAACAGCGUCGCGCGAGUUCUUGUGCUUCAAAGUCAAAUCUUAUCGCACCUUACUGGUACUGUCUGGCUUCGAAGGCUAAGUCAGUACAAAGCCUCCGAGAUCGCUGAUUUGAUUCCGCCUCAAGCGUACAGCAGUCAUGGUCCCGGUCGAGUGGAAUUGGAGUGAGCGACGUGACUCGCUGGAACAGGCUACGCUAACUGGACUUUUCUCCCACUUGACAAUGCCCUUCACAGACACUGACCAGUCUUCAUCUGCGUUUUAAAUUCUCGAUCAUCCAAUCUUUUUCUGAGGACAGUCACUCUAUCUAAGAAUAGAGAGAAUGUCUUCAUUAGAUCAACUAGUCUCCGAGGAUCAAUCACACCUUCAAGGGAAUCUCAAAUUUGUCGUACCCUAAGUUGCACAAGCAUAUUGCCGCAGAUAUUUUUCUGAAGUGUUGUGACAGUUCCCUCG